Molecule: messenger RNA, 2610 nt
Organism: Sphenostylis stenocarpa
Lineage: Eukaryota; Viridiplantae; Streptophyta; Magnoliopsida; Fabales; Fabaceae
Source: the annotation of a GenBank genome assembly
AUGAGACGGAUUGCUGCUCUUGGCUUGGAGUCACCUGCCAUCCCAUCUCUGGUCACGUGCCUCACACACCUCAACUUAUCUGGUUCUUACUUUCAAGGUGAAAUUCCUUCUCAAAUCUCAUACCUUUCCAAAUUAGCCUCACUGGAUCUUUCUUUUAACCCUCAGUUGAAGUGGAAAGAAGACACUUGGAAGAGGCUACUCCAAAAUGCAACAGAUUUAAGGGAGCUCGUUUUGGAUUAUACAGACAUGUCUUCGGUUUCAAUCAACAUAUUCAACUUGUCUUCGUCAUUAGUUACUCUUGGUCUUCGAGGGACUUGGCCAAGAGGAAACCUGACAAAUGACAUUUUUUGUUUACCAAAAUUUCAACACUUAUAUCUUUCAGAUAAUGAGUACCUUCAAAGCCAACUUCCACAAGUUAAUUGUCGAAAUAGUUCUCUUAGUAUCUUAGAUCUUUCAAAUUCUCGUUUCCAGGGGUCAAUCCCUCCCUCACUCUCGAACCUCACACAUCUUACUUAUCUGGAUCUCUCAUUUAACUCUCUCAACGGUUCAAUCCCAUCUUCACUUCUAACCCUUCCACGUCUAACUUUUCUCAAUCUCAAUGGUAAUCAUCUCAGUGGUCAAAUCCCAAAUGUCUUUCCUCAGUCAAACAGAUUUGAAAAAUUGCAUUUGAGUGGUAAUUAUUUAGGAGGUGAACUGCCAUCGACAAUUUCGAAUCUUCAACAUCUCAUUAUGUUGGAUCUUUCAGAAAAUGAAUUCAGUGGUCAAAUCCCAUCUUCAUUGUUUGGUUUAACUCAACUUUCUUACGUGAGAUGUUCUCAUAAUAAAUUGCAGGGCCCUCUGCCCAAUAGAAUAGCAGGGUUUUCAAACUUAAUUACCUUAUUGUUGGAUGACAACUUACUGAAUGGAACAAUUCCUUCUUGGUGUUUAUCUUUGCCAUCUUUGAAGGAUUUACGUCUAUCAGGAAAUAAGUUCAUUGGGCUUAUUAGUGCAAAUAUAUCGAAUUCCUUAGAGAAUCUAGAUUUGUCCUACAACAAGCUACAGGGCAAUAUUCCAGCCACAUUUUUUAGCCUUGCAAACCUUACUGAAUUAGAUCUAUCAUCAAACAACUUGAGUGGGUCUGUUCACUUUCCAUUUUUCUCAAAGCUUCAAAAUUUGCAAUAUCUUUACCUUUCGCAGAAUGAGUUAACCCUAAAUUUCGAAUCCAAUGUCAACAACUAUAGUUUCUCUUACUUAAAGAGCUUGGACUUGUCUUUCAUGGGUUUAACUGAAUUUCCAAAAUUAUCAGGAAAAGUCCCAAAUUUGAGCUUUCUUGAUCUGUCCAAUAACAAAAUUCAUGGAAGAGUACCCAAUUGGUUACAUGAAAUGAGAUCAUUAUAUUUAUUGGACCUCUCUCACAACCGAUUGACACAAUCGUUGAAUCAAUUCUCAAGGAACCACCAACUCAAAGUCCUUUAUCUUAGUUUUAACUCGCUCAGUGGUGACAUCUCUUCCUCAAUUUGCAAUGCAAGUUCAAUUAGGAUACUCCAGGUCUCUCACAACAAGUUGACAGGCAUCAUUCCACAAUGCCUUGCUAACUCGUCAUCCCUUGAAGUUUUGGAUCUACAAUUGAACAAACUUCAUGGCACUUUGCCUACGUUUUCAAACAAUUGUGGGCUCAGAACGCUGGAUCUCUAUGGCAACCAAUUAGAAGGUUCUCUACCAGAAUCUUUGUCCAAUUGCACUCAUAUGGAGGAUUUGGAUCUUGGCAACAAUCAAUUAGAGGAUACCUUUCCCCAUUGGCUUCAAAGUCUACCAAAUUUGACAGUAUUGGUUUUGCGAGCCAAUAAGUUGUACGGUCCCAUUGCAAGUUUAAAAACCAAGCAUGGAUUUCCCAGUUUAGUUGUAUUUGAUAUCUCUUCCAACAACUUCAGUGGCCCAAUACCAAAAUCCUUGAUACAAAAUUUUGAAGCCAUGAAGGAUGUAGUUCAAGAUGACGGUUGGCAAUACAUUUCAACUUCUUUGACAGGUAGAAAAAUAUACACUGAUUCUGUGACUGUAACAACAAAAGCAAUCACUAUAACAAUGGAGAAGAUUCGGAAAGACUUUGUAAGCAUUGAUUUAUCCAAAAACAGAUUUGAAGGAGAGAUUCCAAAUGUGAUAGGAGAGCUUCACUCACUCAGAGGGUUCAACCUUUCUCAUAACAGAUUUAGUGGUCGUAUUCCCCAAUCCUUGGGAAAUUUGACAAACUUAGAGUCAUUAGAUCUGUCUUCAAAUAUGCUUACUGGUAACAUUCCUACCGAAUUAAACAAUUUGAACUUUUUGGAAGUCCUGAAUCUUUCCAAUAACCAUCUUGUUGGAGCAAUACCUCAAGGAGAACAGUUCAAUACAUUUUCUAAUGAUUCCUAUAAGGGAAACUCAGGGUUAUGUGGGCUCCCAUUGACAAGAAAAUGCAGCAAGGACCCUGAACAACAUUCUCUACCUUCACUGACUAUCAAAAGAGAACAAGGGUUUGAAUUUGGUUGGAAGCCAGUGGCUAUAGGAUAUGGAUGUGGAAUGGUAUUUGGAGUGGGAAUGGGAUGCUGUGUGUUGUUAAAAGGAAAGCCUCUAUGGCUUGUGAGAAUGGUUGCUUGA